Bursaphelenchus xylophilus (pine wood nematode) is the source of this 3746-nucleotide messenger RNA. The record is from the annotation of a GenBank genome assembly. Lineage: Eukaryota; Metazoa; Nematoda; Chromadorea; Rhabditida; Aphelenchoididae.
AUGAAAUUAACUGUGGCCCUCCUAUUACUGCUGAAUUUUAUCAGCAUUUAUGCUGAUGAAAUUGCGCAGAAUUUGGAUUUGCCGAGUAAUUCGUAUUAUUUUAAACGGCCAAAACGACAAGAUGUCGUCAGCGGCGAUGCAACGGACUCAUCGACCGUUACAACGGCCACGAAAUACACCGUAUGUAAGUGGACUCUCUAUUCGUUGUAGAGAGUUUUGACCCGCAUUUCUCUUUUUUUCAGCAGCCAGAAUUCUGUCCGAUAUUUGUGUGGUGGAAGAGCUGCCCUCGGGCAAGUUGACGGCGACCAAAAUCUUGUUUUACAUCAGCGCCGGUUGGGUGGUGGCAUGGUGCAUGGGAUGCAUGGUGGUCAACUCGGUUUAUCAGUAAGCUGGGUACAAUGCGGAAUAUACAUGUGUAUAUCAGUCUGUCGGGAAAAUAAUGAGGAUUUGUCGUAUCGAAAAUCGCAUCACCGCCGAGAAAAUUAAUUUUGUCGCGGCAAAAUCAAAUUGCUUUUAACUUCAGCGACGCGAUCGGCGCAGCGAAAUUUUGCUCAUUAUUUUCCCGACAGACUGAAAAAACUCCCAUUUUGCACCGUGCAUUUCACUUUUUUUGGGCUUUCGCACUGUGCAUUUGAAAUAUCGCUUCGACAGAGGCCAUCAAAAGCCCCGACGCGGGUUUCUCUGACGAUUUGCACGGUGCAAACAGCUUUUUCAAGUUUGCACUGUGCGAAAAAAUGAAAAUGCACGGUGCGUUGGCGACAAGCAAGGGAAGAAGUUGAAAUGCACUGUGCGAAAGAGAAAAAAUGUCCAGGCACUUUAUCGGUCUGUCGGGAAAAAAACGGCGGAUCGUCGCGCCUCGGAGUCGCUCAUCAUCGCUUUGCGACUGCAAGCCGCGGCUUGGGGUUUGGUGCGCGAUAGCGGCGAGACAUUUUGCUGCGACGAUCCGCCGUUAUUUUCCCGACAGACUGAUAUGAAACUACUAUCGGUCUGUCGGGAAAAUAAUGUGGAUCUGUCACAGGAAAAUGUCUCUUUUUGUCGCAGCCGCGCUCCAAAUUCCCAGCCGCGGCGAGCCAUCGUAAAGCGAUGAUGCGCUUUCGAGACGCGACGAAUCCACAUUAUUUUCCCGACAGACUGAUAAUACGCAAAAAGAUGGAUAUAUCAGUCUGUCGGGAAAAUAAUGAGCACUCUGUCGCAUCAAAAAUCGCAUCACCGCCGAGAAAAUUUAUUGUACCGCGGCAAAAUCAAAUUGCUUUUCACUUGAGCGACGCGAUUAGCGACAUUACGCUCAUUAUUUUCCCGACAGACUGAUAUCAUUUCUUUUCUCUUGUAGAGUCUAUUCAAUGGAACGACUCUUGGAAACGACGCAAGAGUUCGGUUACAUCUGUUUAUUUGUGUUCAUGGGUGUUUUCGUUUAUCCGCAGGACAGUCAAGGGCUUUGUACGGCGACUGCGAUCAUUAUCAUGUUCUUCAUGGACUUUGUGGCUCUUAUUUUUUUGGUCAAAGAGGUUUUGGCCACAUGGUAAGCAAAAGUCGCCUGCAGUGGCGAACCUGAUCCAGUGGCAAAAAACAUAGCAUUUUGCGUGCGGGAAGUAUAAAAAAUGUGGCAAAACAACUCCCUUUCCAAGUGAAAAGACUCCUAUUUCGAAAAUGGAGUUUUUUAAUUGGAGAAGGAGGCAUUUUGUCACAUUUUUUGAUACUUCUCGGAUGCAAAAUGGCACGUUUUUUGCCACUGGAUCAGGUCUAUAAUCUGCUGAUUCAGCAUGAUUCGCAACUUAAUCAAGCACAUCAACACCUUCCACUGGACCUUGGCCUUCGCUUUUCCCGUUCUGGGGGCUGCUGUCGCCACAAUUGUCGGUUAUUUCACAUGCUCCAACUACUUUGGGAUUCAGCAGCCACAGUAAGCCGUUGCAAAAAGGGGUUUUGUUUACAAAAAAGAGGAUUUUGCUGACAAAAAGAGGGAUUUGCGAGAAAACGAGUAAUUUUUGAUGUUUAGCUGCUUUUGUUACACUCGAACCAAGCAAUUUUGGGCCUUUGUGAUGCCGGUUUGGAUCUCUUUUGUUUUGAUGACCCUGGUGCAACAAUUCGCGUUCACAAUGUGCAAAAUGACCGACCUGGAGGGCAGCAAUCUCGCCCAAAUGUACUGGUCGUUGUAAGUGCGGUCGAAUCGGUGUGAAAUUAACUUCUGUACAACAAAACUUGCCGUUCACCAACAAUGGGGGUGGCAAAAGUCAAAAUGUGGCUCUAGGUCCAUAAAUCGUUUGUGUCCAGAAAACCUGUCAUGAUGACACCUCUGUAAAACGUGCCAGCGGCAAAAAGAACGGCUCUAUGAGGCUUCGAAUACUCUCUAGACCAACUCAAAAAAUUUUGGCUUGUAAAGGCCCUUGGCGUGGGAAAAUCCAAAAAAAUCCAGAAAACCCGUCAUCCACUUUGCAUAUUGCUAAAGGUCGGGCGCUAAUUUUUUUUUUGUUUUUACCCUAGAGACUACUCGCAGCCAUGUACAGUUGUUGUUUUUGCCACUGGCACGUCUUAAACGGAUGUCAUCGUGAUACAUUUUCUGGACGCAUUUUCGAUUUUUAUUGCAUAUUGCUAAAGUUUGGGUCCUAAAUUUUUUUGUGGGUGCUCUAGAGAGCACUCAUAGGCAUAUACAUACGUUGUUUUUACCACUAGAACAUUUUAAAUAAGUGUCAUCGUGACACCUUUUCUGGACGAAUUUUCGAUUUUUAUUGCAAAUGCAAAAGUUUUGAACCUGAACUUUUUUUAGCGACUCUAGAGGGUGCUCCUGCCCAUAUACAUCUAUUUUUUAAACCACUGGCGCAUUUUAAACGGUUCUCAUCAUGACACGUUUUCUAGACACAGAAAGAUUCUAUUUUUACGCCGAUUUCAGCAAGACCUGCAAAUCCAGCACCUUACUGUUUACUUGGUCGGCAGUCGCAAUCUACUCCCUCAUGUUCGCUGUCGACUUGCAAGUGAUGUGGCUGAGUUUCGGCUACUUUCUGGCCAGCCUCAUCUUUGGCCCAAUGUUAUUUGUCUGUCAUACGUACAGUCACGCUAAUGUAAGCAAAAUUGCCCUCAAAUUUAAACAAUUAGACCUGCAUAUCGUUGUAUGCCCAGACGAGUGUCCCGUUCUAUCGGCCAUGUCCACCACCGCCCGCCGCCUACAACGAACAAAUCAACUUUAUGCUCUCGAUUCGCAUGCAAAUCCCCUUGUUCGAGGAUCCGUCGAUCAAGACGGGCGCUGGAAACGCGUCGCCGAACCGAAUGGUCGUCAUUGAGACGCCGCCCAGCAUAAAGGUGAGAAAAAAAAGAAAGGUGUCGCGUUCACGAAGCGAGGCUCAGAUUUUCUCAGAAUUUUGCACACACAUUCUUCAUGGGUCACAUGUCAAGUCCUGAAAAUUUUAACUAGCGCUGUGCAGUAACAGCCGAGAUAUUCAACGGUCUUUGCGGCCGGUGGGAAGUGCGGAAAGCGGUCAGAAUAACAUCUUUUGACCAUAACUUUGCCAAUGUCAUGCGGGAAAAAUUUAUUUUUUGUAAAAAUAUUAUCCUGUAUGGUAGAAAUAAGCAUGAAAUUUUUCAUACCAAAAUUCACAAAAAAUGCCACAUUUUUCGACAACUUUUACCUAACAAUAAGCAGGUAAUACCCAAAUUUUAAAUCACGGUUUCAGAAACGAAAAUCGAGGAAGCGAACAUAUCUCGGAGAGCGAAAUGUCCGUCCAGUUCCACCACCUCCCGUUGUGGAUUGGCAAUGA